GUUGUAAGUGUUUUGCUCCUGAUGGAGUACUCCCUGGAGGUGGCUAGUGGGAAAGGCUACUGCAAAGMCCUGGACAAGGAUUACUACAGAACUGCUGAUGUCGUCACCAGUUUCCGGUUGAUCAUCAUGCUGUUUGUCAUCAGCUUCAACCUCCUCCUUGCUGUGGUGAAGAGGAGAGAACGUCUCCUGAUUCCAUUCCUUGCUCUACAAAUCAUGGACUUUCUCCUCAGCCUCCUAACAAUGUUCAGCUCCUACAUACAAGUCCCAGCAAUCAUUACUUUGUCAUCUCUAAGCCACGUGCAGGGACAUUCAAAGAUCCCUUUCUUGGCUCUGCAGCUACUGGAUUUCAGUCUGAGGAUCCUCACUCUGUGUAGCUCAUACAUGGAGGUCGCAACCUAUCUCAGCCUCAAGUCUUCGGACAAUGUGGUCUUCUUGCCAACCCGUCAGAAGUUACCAAAAGAAGAAUAUGCCAAAAUAAUGGUCAUCUUCACCAUUGCAUUCAUUGCUGUCCUCUUCCUCAAGGCCUAUAUGUUCAAAUGUGUCCUCGGUUGCUUUAAGUACGUUAAAGCCAGCAAGAGAGGGGAGGUGAAAGCUGACUCACAAACAGUUGAGAAGGCUGUGCUGCCAUCAUACGAAGAAGCUGUAGAGUUGCCUUCCAAGGAAUCUCCACCUCCCUAUGUAGGAAUCUAAGCU
This is a messenger RNA of Nothoprocta perdicaria, 693 nucleotides long. RefSeq names its product lysosomal-associated transmembrane protein 5-like. Gene Ontology annotation, cellular component: lysosomal membrane. The transcript is spliced from 7 exons. Lineage: Eukaryota; Metazoa; Chordata; Aves; Tinamiformes; Tinamidae. The annotation marks the transcript as partial. The record is from RefSeq and is a predicted model, not a curated record.